Hydra vulgaris (swiftwater hydra) is the source of this 1584-nucleotide messenger RNA. Lineage: Eukaryota; Metazoa; Cnidaria; Hydrozoa; Anthoathecata; Hydridae. The record is from RefSeq and is a predicted model, not a curated record.
AUGCUAGAUGAAAGUGCCGAUACGACCGAAAAGUAUUCUGAAAUAGAAAUAUCAAAUAUGUCAAAUAUAGCUAAAGUACCGCUAAAAAAAGCAGAAGUUAAAAACAUAUGUGGUUUAUCUGAAAUUAUUUGUGAGCAAUACCCUUCUGAUUUUGCAAAUUUUAAAGAUGUUAUAACGGUAGAAGAAAGACAAUUCAUUUUAUCUGUCGGUCCUUGUCGUCCUGAAGGACCUUUUCCUAAAGAAAUCAAAAACUUAGUUUACUGUCAACCUUGUUGGUUAUUUUUAAGCGAGAAAAAAAAUAGUGGUUGGAUACGAGGAAUAAAUGACUGGCAAGGACUUUCAAAAAAAAUAAAGAAACAUGAAAUUACUGAGGUUCACAUAAAUACUUGUUUUAUUUUGAAACAAUGGAAGGAGGAAAAAACAAUAGAUACUAUGUUACUCGAUAAUAUUCAAAAGGAACAAACAUUUUGGGAAAAAGUUUUAGAAAGACUUACUAAAAUAACAUUAAAAUUAGCUAAAAAUUGUAGUUCUUUUCGAGGGCAAAAUGGUUCACUUGAAGAUAUUUAUAAUGGUAAUUUUUUAUCAGAUGUUCAACUAUUAGCGGAAUAUGAUAUUGUUUUGAAAGAAGUGAUAUCUUUGCCUCGUGGCCAUGUUAAUUACUUAUCGCCUCAAAUUCAAAAUGAAAUUAUUUUUAACAAUCAAUCGGGAAGUGCUAUAUCAAAUCAAAUUAUUAAUAUACUAACAUCAUUUGGUCUUGAUUUGAAAAAAUGUAGGGGACAAGGUUAUAAUGGGGCAAGCAACAUGAGUAUAAUUUACUCUGGAGUACAAACAAGAAGAAAAGAAAUUGAAAAAAACGAAAUAUUUAAUCAUUGCGCGGCACACAAUUUAAAUUUAGUAAUAAAUCAUGCUAUGAAUGGGGUGCCAGAUAUUAGCAACUGCUUUUCUAGUAUACAAGAAAUAUAUACAUUUUUUGGUAUUAGCAUAAAUAGGUGGGACAUAUUAUCAAAAAUAACAGGAGAAUCAGAAGUCACGUUAAAAAAAUUAAAUCCUACACGCUGGGCGUCUCGUUUAUCAUCUUGUAUAGCCAUAAAACAAAGAUAUGUAGACGUAAUGAAAGCUUUAUCUAAAAUUAUUUUGGAAAGCAAUAAAAAAGCAGAAAUAGCACAAGCGACCGGUUUAAGAAAGAAAAUGGAUUGUUUAGAUUUUCUUUGCAUUUUGGUGUUAAUUAUUAAAAUAUUAGCACCAUUAAAUAUCGUUUCAAAAUUAUUAGAAUCUAAAAAUAUGGAUUUGGAUAAAGUUUGUUCAUUAUUAGAAACUGGAAUAAAAGAAAUAAAAUCACUGCGCAAUAAUUUUGAUGAUAUUCUUGCAAAAGCGAAAGCUCUUGCUAUAAAGUGGAAUAUAGUUCCAACUUUUAAACAAUCACAAAUAAAACGAACAAAAAAACUGUUUGAUGACGGUGGCGUAAAUUUUCGUUUUGAAACGGCUGAACAUCAAUUUAAAGUUGAUGUAUUUAACACAGUUAUAAAUAUUGUUACAAAUCAGAUAGACUCUCGUUUUACUUCCCUGAAAACAUAUGGAAAUUAA